AUGGGGCGCGGCCAAUCUGAGAUUUCUCUUUCUAAAGUCGAUGAGGCAGAAGCAAGUGGGAUGGAUGGAAGCCAUUGGUUGGUGGUUUGUGAACCACCAUUUGAGAUUAAGUUUGUUCAGAUCUAUGCGGAUUAUUAUGCGAAACUACUGGAACCUUAUGUAGGGAGUGAAAAAGAAGCUAAGAAGAUCAUAUACUCCAUUUCUAAAGAGAUCUAUUUUGGUUUCGGAGCUGUUUUGACAGAAGAGACGGUCAAAAAUUUAAGAGGACUAGACGGCAUCUUUCUGGUGGUACCUGAUACAUAUGUCAACAUCCACCACAAAGUGUAUGCAGGUAACUGA
Messenger RNA from Trifolium pratense (red clover), 339 nucleotides. RefSeq names its product multiple organellar RNA editing factor 5, chloroplastic/mitochondrial-like. The coding region runs from base 1 to 339 and encodes 112 amino acids. Gene Ontology annotation, biological process: cytidine to uridine editing; mitochondrial mRNA modification. Gene Ontology annotation, cellular component: mitochondrion. NCBI's taxonomy places the organism in Eukaryota, Viridiplantae, Streptophyta, Magnoliopsida, Fabales, Fabaceae. The record is from RefSeq and is a predicted model, not a curated record. The transcript is spliced from 4 exons.